This is a messenger RNA of Medioppia subpectinata, 1605 nucleotides long. The record is from the annotation of a GenBank genome assembly. Lineage: Eukaryota; Metazoa; Arthropoda; Arachnida; Sarcoptiformes; Oppiidae.
UCGAGACCCGUAACUAAUUUAGACAAUUCUUACACCGAUUACGAGAUUAUGCAUGAAUUGGAUUCUUCACAUCCCUCUGAGUUUGAGAUCUGUAGCCGAACCCAUUGGGGUGAAAACUUUCCCGGAGCCUCGUCUUGGAUUGUAUUGCAAUGGUUUUGGGGUAACCGUGGUGGAUUUUCAGGCGGUUUUGACUUUUUUUAUGACUACCCGACGACCAAAGGGUCCCUAGAAAUGGUAUUAUCAAUGUUUGGCCAUCACAUCGACGACAAGGAUGUCCUCCAGUUAUUCAAAGAAAAACGAUUAGCGAAGAAAAAGUCAUCGCUUUAUGGGAAACUCAAAAUGGUGUUUAUGGCCAUCGAUUCCGUACUCUUUAGUCCAACAAAACUUAUUAAAUUGAAGACACAAAUGAUGGACAAUAAGAAACACAGUGUUGUCCACGAAUUGCAACGCCUGUCCACUGCGAAAGACAUUUGGAAAGCAUUAUCCGACAAAUUCUUUGAUAUCUCGAAAGACACCCGAUUUCACGGACCCGUCUCUAUGAGCGCAACGCUUAAGAAUAUGGUCUUGAAGUCUGUUUUGGAGAGCGCUUUACCUAAUAAUCCAGAUAUGGAUUCAGAUUAUAAUUUAAUGGUAUCGUCGUGUAAUGAUGUGAUCAGCGCUGAAGUGCCCAACAGUUUGCGUGAAAUCGCAAAGUCUAUUAGAGAUAAGCAAUGGUUCCGACAAUUGAGUGAUGAGGAGGCGCUUCAAGUGCUGCAAACGGGAAGCGAUGAGUCCUCACAAAAGUUUAGAUACUUUCUCGAUAGACACGGACACAGAGGGUAUCGAGAAUUUGAUCCCAUGUAUCACACGUGGAAAGAAAAUCCAAUUCCUUGUGUCAAAACAAUUAAAGGUUUAUUAUUGGGAAAUGAAUCACAAUUAGAGCCAAAAGUAGCCAAAUCUGUGGAUCAAGUGAUGGAAGAGCUCAAGACUCCGCUUUCAUUCAUUAAGAAAUUAUUGAUACGAAAAGUAUUACUUCCGUGGAGUAGACGUGGAGUCGGAUAUCGAGAACUAUCAAAAUUCAGAGAAUGUUUUAGACUAUUGUCGAAACAAAUGGUUAGAGAAGGUCUGAUCCCAUCCGCCGAUUCUUUCUUCUAUCUCACUGUCAAUGAAGUCGAGGCUCUCUGUAGUGGAGAUAGGGAUCCACUGAUACUCACAAGAGUUAGACAACGGCGAAGACUUUACCCUCAAAUGGAUAAAUACAAGUUCGAAGAGUUUAUUAAAGGACCCGAAAUGAAACCCAGAAAUUUUGAGGACCGGAUUAUUCCUCCAGUUUUGAGCUCAGAUAUGGUUCAGAUGAAGGGAACGCCUGUUAGUAACGGAUUCGUAAAAGCGAGGCCGGGAGAUAUUCUGAUCACGUACUCGACGGACAUCGGUUGGAGUCCAUACUUCCCAUUACUUUCGGGUAUAAUCACAGAAAUCGGUGGAACGAUAUCUCACGGGGCAGUCAUUGCCCGCGAAUACGGGAUCCCGAGUCUGAUAGCAGUGGAGGGCGCGUGUCGUGCCUUCAGGACCGGCGAUAUCUGUCUGUUGGACACUAAGACACAGACCAUCACUAAAAUAGAGUAA